This is a messenger RNA of Phanerochaete carnosa HHB-10118-sp, 1357 nucleotides long. RefSeq lists its product as uncharacterized. The transcript is spliced from 3 exons. The record is from RefSeq and is a predicted model, not a curated record. NCBI's taxonomy places the organism in Eukaryota, Fungi, Basidiomycota, Agaricomycetes, Polyporales, Phanerochaetaceae. Bases 328 to 1350 code for a protein of 340 amino acids.
CGCGCGCAGACUUCGAGCUCUCGUGGGCCGAAUAUUGGGGCUUGAAGCGUGGACUCGCUGCACCCAGCCUUGUAUGCAACCACUGGUCGGAGGCGAUCAGACCUCUCCUCUUCUCAAGACUCGGUUUGCGCAGCGCAGAAGAUGUACGUAUGUUACGGAACAUCGUUGACAAUCCCCGCUUCUGGACGUCGUCUCUAUCGGGCGCAAUCCAGAUUGUGUCAAUAUUUCAGGAGACUGCUCCGACGAAGCCGGCAUGGCUCCAUCACGUCCACUGGCUGUCAUCUCGACUUCAAGAAACACAGUUCGACUAUUACUUGAGCUCCACGAAUGAAUCUAAUUCGACGGUCGUCCGCCGUGACCUGUUCCGUUCGUUACCCAGGGUGCCCCCACCCUCCAGCCUGCGAAUCGCCGACCUUGUGCUCAGGGAGCUACAAUUUGCGACGUCUCGCUUGCGACCAACUGACCUUCAUCGACCCAUCACCGGUCGUCCAAUCCCGCAGGAGUUCGCGAAGACCUUCGUCAUCUCUCGUCCGAUGCCUCGUGUGUCAAUGCGGGGCAAUACCGCUUUCCGCCAAAGCAGGACUUGCCUCUGACAUCCUCUCGAUUGUCACUCGCGUCGGCCUCGACGCCCACAUAUGGGACGCCGUUCUUCAUUCACUGCUUGCAUUGGCACCCGUAACAUUUCAAGAUGUACGCGUUGAAAUCCGGCAACCCGAGGAUAAAUCACUCAAGGUGGCGAACGUUAUUCUCGGCCCAAGCGCGGACGACAUAUUCUCGUUGCGUGGUAGUUAUACCUACGCCGAUAUUGGGGUACGCCAGGCGAGUGCAGGCCAAGGUGCUGGGCCUCCAUCCGCAUUCAUCGACCAUAUCGAUCUCUGGCUUUCGCUCCCUGAAGCCCAGGCCGAUGAUUUCCCUCGUUUCGACACCUUCCAUUCGAUCGUCGAUGCUCCACUCUUCGACUGUCUUCGUUUCAAGAGUGAUAUGCUAGAUUGUCCAGAGUGCGAGACCUUGAAAGCGAUCCUGCGCUCUGUCUUGGAAGGGACGCAGUUGGACUGGGCUCUCAAGUCAGACAAACUCGAGUUCGAGUUUCCUUAUCCCCAGGGUUUCCGUGUUCUCAGCAGUCAGAGCAUCUUAUCCCUGCAAGUGAACUUGGAGCACACCAUCGACGACGCCACGAUCACUCUCGACGCCGCUGAACAAGUCGAGUGGAUUAUUCGCGAUGGUCAGGGAAAGGGUGACGAGUACCUGGAGGAGCUUGUAGCCGCGCGCACGAGCGGACCAUCGGCGGGCGCGAGUUCUGGGACGGUGGCUGGGCCAUCUGCUGGAGGGGGCCUAGAGCACGGCGGCUGAGCGAUUC